AUGACAGCGGCUGAUCUGCUUUCACACCCAGGAGUGAGCACAGAGCAUCAAAAGGUCCUCAUGGAUGAAGCCAGUCGCAGCAGCAGCAGUAGUGAAGAUUUAGAAACGAGUCGUGCUGGAACUUCGAAAGACGCGGCGCCAUCCCGCAGUGGUAAAAGGUCACACAAACGAACGAAAGCUACCCGAGUGGAGUUGAAAGAGAAUUCCAAGGCCACUGGUCACCAGUGCGAAGUCUGCGAAAAGGUUCUAGGCAGCAAGAGGUCCAUGCGUAGGCACCUUCGCACGCACGGCGAUCAGAAACGGUACUCGUGCGCUGUGUGCGGCAACAAGUUUCAUCGGAGGGAAAAUUUGGAGCGCCACGAGCGCAUGCACACAGGAGAGAAGCCCUUUACAUGUGACGUAUGCGGCAGGAGUUUCACACGCAACAACCUCCUUAUAAACCACAUGCGGCGACACACGGGCGAGAGGCCGUACACUUGCAGUUUGUGCCCAGCAGCGUACGUCAGCAAGUACGGACUGACGGUGCACACGGCCAGUCACAAGCGCCAGGUGCCGUUCGAGUGCCUCCUGUGCGGCAUGAAAUUCGCCGCCAAAGGGAAGUUUCGGGGACACGUGCGCAACCACUCGCUCGAGAGGCCGUACGCGUGCCACCUUUGUCCCGCCAAUUUCAUCCAGAAGUACCACCUGCGAAGUCACCUGAUCACGCACUCCAAUGAAAAGCCGCACCAGUGCAACGUGUGCAAGAAAGCGUUCGGACGGCGUCCUGCACUCAUGAAGCACAUGCGCGUCAUUCACGGUCAAAGUGGUGCGUCUUGA
This is a messenger RNA of Rhipicephalus microplus (southern cattle tick), 816 nucleotides long. RefSeq lists its product as uncharacterized. Gene Ontology annotation, cellular component: nucleus. Gene Ontology annotation, molecular function: DNA-binding transcription factor activity, RNA polymerase II-specific. The record is from RefSeq and is a predicted model, not a curated record. NCBI's taxonomy places the organism in Eukaryota, Metazoa, Arthropoda, Arachnida, Ixodida, Ixodidae. Gene Ontology annotation, biological process: regulation of transcription by RNA polymerase II.